Molecule: messenger RNA, 660 nt
Organism: Arabis nemorensis
Lineage: Eukaryota; Viridiplantae; Streptophyta; Magnoliopsida; Brassicales; Brassicaceae
Source: the annotation of a GenBank genome assembly
AUGGGGGACGAGGUGAUUCUUCUGGAUUAUUGGCCGAGUAUGUUUGGAAUGAGAACAAGGAUUGCUUUGGAAGAGAAAAAUGUCAAAUUCGAUUACAAAGAACAAGAUCUAUGGAACAAAAGCUCGAUCCUCCUUGAGAUGAAUCCGGUUCAUAAGAAAAUCCCGGUUCUCAUCCACAAUGGUAAACCAAUCUGUGAAUCUCUCAUCCAAAUCGAAUACAUCGACGAGGUUUGGCCCGGCAAAAACCCUUUCCUUCCUUCUGAUCCUUACCAAAGAGCUCAAGCCAAGUUUUGGGGAGACUUCAUCGACAACAAGGUGUAUGGUCCAACGAGGUUGAUAUGGGGAGCGAAAGGCGAAGAGCAAGAGGCGGGGAAGAAGGAGUUCAUCGAGAUGCUCAGGACACUAGAAGCUGAGCUUGGAGACAAGGUUUACUUUGGAGGCGAAACGUUCGGGUAUGUUGAUAUAGCUCUCAUUGGAUUCUACAGCUGGUUUGAAGCGUAUGAGAAGUUUAGGAACUUUAGCGUCGAAGAAGAGUGUCCAAAACUGAUUGCGUGGGGUAAAAGGUGUGUGAAGCGAGAGAGUGUGGUUAAGUCUCUUCCUGACUCAGAGAAGAUCACUAAGUUCCUUCCUCAGCUAAGAGAAAAAAUUGGGAUUGAGUAA